AAUUUUUCAGUACGCAGGCGCAGAACGCUCAUCGCGUUCUCUUCCCUUUCCUUAGGGCUUCUGUGUGGCUGACGCGUCACAUUCUACCUCAACGCGACCGAACACGAACAAGACUGAGAGGGCUUCUGGUUUAGUUGGGAGAAGCGGCGAGAGAGUCAGGGGUUGAAGAGGGCCGCCGACGCGCCUGCUUCAAGCCUGUCCUGUGAGAAGGCCCUCCUCGGCUUGGCCCUGUCUCGUAACCAACAGCAACGGCCACCGAGAGGAUGCGUCGCCACCCCCUGGCCCGAAGAAGUGCACGGAGGAGACGAUGAAGGAGGUGCUGCCCCGUCGGCUUCUGAUACUGGCGGCCUCCUCCCUCCUCGGUUGCUUGCUUGGAUUUCCCAGCUGGCAUGUCUUUUGUAAAGAGAGUCCUGUAUCUGUAUCUUUGCAUUUACCAAAUGAGAACUCUCCCUUGUCAAAUGUGGAUGAGAACAUCCAGGAAAAGGAAGACACUGAUGGAUCACUUAGAACAUUGCCUUUGCAAAAUAUUGAUUCCACUACAAAUAUUUAUUCUGACGAUGAUUCAGCUGACUCUAUAAAGCAAAAAGAGAACAUGGAAAAAGAGGACUUAAAGAAAUCUGAAAUUCAGGAACAAUCUUCAAUUAAUUCAAAUGAAGCUUCUUUCAUCAUAACUAAUACUCCUGAAAAUAUGUUCAGCCUACCUACUCCUGAGAUCUCACCAGACUCUCAGUCCAGUACAAUAGAAAAUUCUAGUGCUGAUAUCCUUGUAGUUAGCACUACUGAAGUUGAGCAGUCAGAAUCUGACUGUGAUAUAAAUGGAGCACUUGAAGCUGAUUCUCAGAGUGAGCCUUCUUCGCUUGUUACUUCCCCAGAGGGCCUUGUAGGUCAGCAUACAGAAAAUAUUUCUUCACAAAGGAAAGGGAAGUUGACAAAAUCGGAAUUUGAUCCCAAAAUUUCUGCAAGUGAGCAAAAAACAGCUGCGAAGUCUGCUUUGAAUGCUUCGGGUAACAUAAGAGCAGAGAGAAAAGCAGGAGAAAUUGAGCCUACUUCUGUAAUAACUCCAAAGGACCCAGGAGAUAUUCCCACAUUUGAUGAAUGGAAGAAGCAGGUUAUGCAAGUGGAAAAAGAAAAGAGUCAAUCGAUGCAUCCUUCUUCCAAUGGAGGUCAACAUCUUACAAAAAAAGUCCAAAAAAAUAGAAAUAAUUAUGCUUCAGUUGAGUGUGGUGCCAAAAUACUGGCAGCUAACCCAGAAGCAAAGAGUACAUCAGCAAUAUUAAUGGAAAAUAUGGACCUCUAUAUGCUAAAUCCAUGCAGUACUAAAAUCUGGUUUGUUGUUGAAUUGUGUGAACCCAUUCAAGUAAAACAGCUGGAUAUUGCUAAUCAUGAAUUAUUCUCAUCCACUCCUAAGGAUUUUCUGGUGUCUAUCAGUGACAGGUAUCCAACAAAUAAGUGGGUCAAGCUAGGCACUUUUCAUGCCAGAGAUGAAAGAAAUGUCCAGAGUUUUCCUCUGGAUGAACAAAUGUAUGCCAAAUAUGUAAAGAUGUUCAUCAAGUAUAUAAAGGUGGAGUUGGUAUCGCAUUUUGGAUCAGAACAUUUCUGUCCUUUAAGCCUUAUAAGGGUGUUUGGAACUAGCAUGGUUGAAGAAUAUGAAGAAAUUGCUGAUUCACAAUAUCAUUCUGAAAAACAAGAACUGAUUGAUGAAGAUUAUGAUUAUCCUUUAGACUAUGAUGUAAGAGAAGAAAAAUCUUCAAAAAACCUACUUGGUUCUGCCACAAAUGCCAUUUUAAAUAUGGUGAAUAUUGCUGCUAAUAUACUUGGAGCAAAAACUGAAGAGGACACUGCAGAACAAGGAAACAAUGUUUCUGAAAACACAACUCCCACUUCCAGAGAAACAUCCAAUCUACCAGAACCAACCACUGUUCCUUCUUUAGAACUUGUUUCUCCAGAAAUACCAGCGACUGAAAAUGAGAUGUUAGUUUUGGAAAUUACAGGAGAGAGACCAAUUGUUCAGCUUGUUCAUGAAUAUGAAGAAGAAGUCAGUCAGUCCACCGUGACCCUGCUGCCAAGUGAUGAACAAGAAGAGGAAGUAUCAUGGUUUGAGCAUGAAACACAGAUCUAUUGUUACAAUCUGACUGCUGCUUGUUGUAUUUCUCGUUUUUCAGAGUAUGUAUUCAAAUGGUGUUCAGCAAUAGCAGUUCUCCAUCCUCCCUGCAAUAAAACUGAUAGCAUUUUGGAAAAACAUAAUUCUGCUACUGUUUCACAAAUACAACUAGUUCCAACCAAAUCAUUGCAUACUUUGGUGCAUGAGCAAUCUUCAGAAAAACCAGAUGCCUUAAUUAUAGACUUAUCUGAAAUGGCAGUAGGUGUUCUAAGCAGUGUAUUAAAUGAGGCUACAAUUAAUCAGACUGAAGUUACUUUUGAACUGGAGCCUAGUCAUCCACAGACUGUAUCACAAUCCAUCCUCUUAGAUGUUACAACAGGAACCAGAUCACCAUCUAUAGUAGAGGUGUCCUCUGAGCCUACAAAAUAUGAAAAUGUAUCUGAAAAUCCAGAGAUCCUUUCCCAAGAGGAAAUCCUUGCUGAAGAAAACAGACUUGUAGUAUCUGUUACAGACAAACCUCCUACACCAAGUAUUAUAACUGAAUUCAAGGUGUUGAACACAGAAGAAAAAACCUCGAUGGAAACUACUUCAAAGCCAACAGAAAUUGUUUUACAGUCCGAAUGUACAGUAGCCAUAGAAAGCUAUGGUGUGGAAACAAAAGUUAGUUCUUCGGAAACAGAAAAGCAAGAAGUGUCACUUGUGGAAUCAUCUUCUUUGGAAAUAAAAGAUGAUGAGCAGACUACUGAGGAAACAUUUCUUGCAAUUUCAGUUUCUGGUGGGUUGCCAAGAACUGCCACAGACUUUUAUGCUGAACUACAGAAUUCCACAGAUUUAGGCUACACAAAUGGGAAUCUUGUUCAUGGGUCAAAUCAAAAAGAAUCUGUGUUUAUGAGACUCAAUAAUCGCAUAAAAGCUCUGGAAGUAAAUAUGUCUCUGAGUAGCCGCUAUUUAGAAGAACUAAGUCAGAGGUAUCGAAAGCAAAUGGAAGAAAUGCAGAAAGCUUUUAAUAAGACAAUAAUAAAACUUCAGAACACUUCAUGCAUAGCAGAACAGCAGGAUUUGAAACAGACAGAGGCCAUCCAGCUUCUACAGGCUCAACUAACAAAUAUGACAUUCAUUGUUUCCAAUUUAUCAUCAACAGUAGCUGAACUAAAAAGAAAGGUUUCAGAUCACCAGAGUUACCUUGUGAUUUCUUUGCUAUUCUGUGCCAUUCUAGUUUUCAUAUUUUUUCUGCAACGUUGCAAACACAGACCAGAAUUGAAUAAUGAUUACUUUUCAAAGGUUCUCAAAAGUAAUCACUGUCCUAGUCCUAAAAGGUGUAUUUCUUCCUAUGAUGAUAUGAAUGCGAAAAGAAGAACCUCCUUUCCACUCACUAGGUCUCAUUCUUUUCAGCUAAAUAGCAAAGAAGUGAACCCAGAUGACUUCUACAUUGUAGAACCAUUGAAGUUUUCCCCAGAAAAAAAGAAGAAGCGUUGCAAAUAUAAAAAUGAGAAAAUUGAAACAGUCAAGCCAAUAGCUGAAACAAAUCAUUACGUAGCUAAUGGAGAAAUAAAAAACAAGAAGACUUUUACCAAUCAGAGAGACUUCUCUAAUAUUGGUGAUGUAUAUCAUUCUUUGUAUAAAAGUCCGCCAUCAGAAGGAAGUUCUGAAACCUCAUCACAAUCUGAAGAGUCCUACUUCUGUGGCAUUUCAGCGUGCAGAGGUUUGUGCAAUGGGCAAAUCCAAAAGACAAAAGCGGAGAAGAGAUCUCUUAAGCGAAGACGUUCUAAAGCCCCAGAGCAGCAGAAACUUAUAAAAACAAUACAGACUAAGACGGGGUCCUUGCCAAGCCUGCACGAUAUCAUCAAAGGAAACAAAGAUAUAACUGUGGGAACAUUUGGUGUCACAGCUGUUUCUGGUCACCUUUAAAUUUUAUUGAAGACUUCAUAGUGGAAGUUUUUGUAUGACAAAUUCUGUUGUAGUAGGGUGAUAGGCUAAAAAAGUACUGAGGCACAUCUAAAUAUUUUGAUUUUUUAAAAAAAAAACAAAUAAUAUUUUGUCAACAAUUUUUUACAGCUGCUUUUUUUACAUCAUAUCAAUUUUCCCAACCAUGUUCUAUACAAUUCCCAUUAUCCCCUGCCAGCAUGCCUAAUACUUGCUGACUAGGAAUUAUAAGAAUUCCAAAGUAUCCAGGGGGCAGCUGAUUGUGGAAGGUUAUUCAGUAAUUUGAGGUUGGAUGAAGACUGGGACAUGGGGACUAUUUUUACACUUUUUGUGUAAAUGUGUAUGUGUUUUUUCAUUUGACUUAAUUUUUAUCAUAUAGCUGAAAUGAGAGUACACCAGAGUGAAUAAUAAAGACGGUCUUUGGGGGGAGUUUCAAGAUUAUGUUGUCUAAGUUAACUUAUUGAGCACUUUCAGUAGUGCCUCCUUGUUUUCUUAAAAGAGCUAAUGUCUUUUCUAAAUUUCAUAUGUAAUGUGACUUAUUUAAAAAGUCUAUGUUUUGCAGCUUUCAUGUUAGUUUUAUAGUGAUAUACUUAGUCUACACAGCUAAUGAGAUGGACUUAUUAAAAGAAUAUGAAUUGUGAAGUGGGCCUAAAUCACAAUGAGAGUCAGAAGGGUUAGACUGUUUGUGUGAAUCAUAAAAAAUUGCGACACUAGGAUCUGUAAUAAAAACAGAUUUAUGGUGUCAAUAGAAACUGUGAAUUACAAAAUAAAUCUGAACAUUUGUAUUUAAA
Messenger RNA from Crotalus tigris (Tiger rattlesnake), 4815 nucleotides. RefSeq names its product SUN domain containing ossification factor (gene SUCO). Gene Ontology annotation, cellular component: cytoplasm; membrane. Gene Ontology annotation, biological process: protein folding in endoplasmic reticulum; regulation of bone remodeling. Lineage: Eukaryota; Metazoa; Chordata; Lepidosauria; Squamata; Viperidae. The record is from RefSeq and is a predicted model, not a curated record. The coding region runs from base 308 to 4009 and encodes 1233 amino acids. The transcript is spliced from 24 exons.